AUGGUUCGAGGUGACUCGGAGCCCAAAAAGAGGCCGACAAAAUGUUGUGGGAAAACCCAUAUGCUGCUCAAUACGCUCUGCAAGGAUAAAGCUUUUCUGAUGUUCCUGACGCACUUUCGCAGAAAUGAGAAAGUGAAGGAAUACAAUAUGACCAAAUCACAAUGCUUGACCAUCGCCGCCAAAGUCUGGAAUCGUAUGUCGGACGUGGAGAAGUUGCCCUAUAUACACGAGGCGCGCAACUUUAAAUAUGUCUUCAAGUCGAACAACAAUUGCCUGAAUUGGGCCGUCAAACAAGUGCGACAAAUACUCGUGGCCGAUGGACAGCUGUAUUUGCAACGCCUCUGGCAGCUGGCCUCCAAGCUGACAGCCUGGAAUGAUCGUGUGAUUGACAAUAUUCCAGCACUGGAUGGAAAGAAGCAAUAA
Molecule: messenger RNA, 423 nt
Organism: Drosophila mojavensis
Lineage: Eukaryota; Metazoa; Arthropoda; Insecta; Diptera; Drosophilidae
Exons: 1
Coding region: 1-423 (140 amino acids)
Source: RefSeq, a predicted model, not a curated record